Paralichthys olivaceus (Japanese flounder) is the source of this 3486-nucleotide messenger RNA. Lineage: Eukaryota; Metazoa; Chordata; Actinopteri; Pleuronectiformes; Paralichthyidae. The record is from RefSeq and is a predicted model, not a curated record.
AUCAGCUGUCCCUGAAAGAUCAACUGAGUCUGCAAAAAAACGGGGAAUUGUGGGAGGCGAUGAGCUGUGUGAAGGAAUGUGUUCAUCCUUGUGUUGACGCGUCUCUAAGUGAAGUCUCAGCUCUUAACAUGGAGACGGAUCUAAAAAGGACUGUAGAGGCGGUGAAGCGGUGGCAGCUCAGCGGGACAGACGGCCUGCGCUCCGGCACCAGCUUCAGCACCUGGACCCCGCUGAACAACAAGCAGAGCAACGCACAGUUAUUCGAGGAGAGAGUGAACCUUGUGCUCCACUGGUUUGACCUGUGGACCGACAAACAGAGGAAACACCUGCUGCAUUCUCUGCUCACGCGCUGCGCCAAGACACAGCUCACGUACUGUCGGGAUUUACUGAAGGAGACUGUUCCUGUGACUCAAGUGGACUUCACAGCGGUUCUUCCAAGGUUUCUGUCCCUGUAUGUGUUGUCGUUCCUGUCCCCUCGUGAUCUCUGCUCAGCCGCCCAAGUCAGCUGGUACUGGAGGGUCCUUGCCGAACAGGACUGCAUCUGGGCAAGCCGAUGCACCCGAAGAGGCUGGUUCCUUCCCUACACUCCUGGAGAAAAGGAGUAUGGAGCGUGGAAGAACCACUAUGUCUCCUGCGUCUCCACACUGGACUGGCUUACUCCGCGGGAGGCGGCUGAGCAGUACGGCACCCUGAACCAGCAAAGCACAGGGAUGACCGAGGAGGAGGAGGAGAGGAGGAAUGAGAGGAGGAUCAGGGAGAUGAUCAGAGGGAAGCUUCAGGAGGAGAAGAGACUGUCUCUGAGAACCAGGAAAGCAUGGGGCAGCCUCACAAAGCAAGGAGUCCGAGGUGGAAGUACCCAGAUGAGGAGACCUGACUCUGGGAUAACUUCCAAUUCUUGGCCAUCCCUUUCCUGGCGUCUAAACACUGUUGGGUCUUCCAGCCUCUGUCUUGCUCAGAGCGUGGAGGGAGCUCAGGCCUCUGCUUUAUUCAGUGAAAGGCCAAACAAAGCCUGUGGAGCCCUGUCCUCCUUCACCCACAGUCCUGCACAACAACACACAGUCUCUCCCACUGAUCGACGCACAACCACUCUCUUAUUUCUGAUCUCCGACAGAGUAUCUGCUUAUGAGAUGGUUCUGAGUGGUGUGAAGGCAGGAGUGACUGUGAUCAUGUACGACCACAGAGGGACCCCCUCAGCUCUGCUAACCCAGGUGGAGAGGGCUAUAUCUGGGCAGAGAGUUCAGAGGUUGGGCCUUCUUGCUCCAGGAGGAACGGAGGAAAUCUAUCUGCUUCAAAGUUACACCCUGUCAGAGAGGACUUUACUUACCCCCGACCAUAGAGAAUUCUGGGAAAAACUAUGUGGCUGGGUGGCACCGACUGUAGACGGGGGAGGAAUCGACAUCUUCUCCCCGCUGGCUGCGUCUGGUUGGGACACAUACUACACAGUAAUCUGUAUUUCUGCUUUAAGUUGUGUUUCCUGUUACUUCAUCUCACUUUUUUCUCUCACAGCAUCCGGAGUAGCACUCAUCCAAACUCUCUCUACCCUAACUGGAGUGGAGGUCUGGGCCCCGAUGGGUUUUGCGACCGGAAGUUUCCAGAACAUUCUGAGUGAGUGGUCAAACAGCGGCGUGUGUGCCGGGCCAUCGAACCAGCGACCAGCAUCCCCAGGGCUCCACUAUGUGACUGAGAGUGUUCUGGAGGGCUGGUGCAGACAGGCUGAGUGGAUGGAGGAGGCUCUGGGGCAGCUGAGGGUCUGCCUGGGGCCACGGCUGCAGCAGGUCGGCCUCCAGGCCAGGGGCAGAGCCCUCGGUCAUUAUCUGUGGGAGAAAAUCUGCCUGGAGGAUCUUUCUGUGUCUAAAGAUCUAAGCGAGGCUCUGACUGAGGGACUUGCUGCCCUCACCCGACAGGAAGAGACCAGACCUUUGGAGUUUCUCAUAAUUUUUUUCACGAGGUGGAGUGAGGUGAAGGAGAGAGGAGGGAGUCAUCCAAAGGACGAGUGGAGAGCUGAAGGAGCAGACGAUUUCUCAUUGGCACGGCGUAACUCCCAGAGAUUAGUGCCUGAGCUACCACAAACCGAAUUAGAUUGGAGAGGUGUCGCUGCCAGAGAGCUGCACCACAGCGAGUGUCUUUAUCUGGGGAGACUGGGCGCUGUGCUGAAGGUGUACCAGGAGCCUCUUGCUGCAGCUCUGAACUCCAACAGAGCCAUUAUCAGCUACGCCGACAUCCAGAUUAUCCUCAGCCCUGUCGUGCAAAUACUGGAGCUCAACAGAGUGUUUCUGGGAGAUCUCCAGGCGAGGCUGCAGCAGUGGGGUGCUGAGCAGUGUGUUGGAGACGUGUUUGUAAAACUCUGCUCAGGUCUCAGAGUCUACACCAACUACCUGAACAACUACACCACGGCCCUGUGCACCAUCGACAAGUGCAGGGAGACAAAACCUUCGUUUCGGGCUUUCCUGAAGAGAGCAGACAGAACUCUUGCAACACACAUGCUGAGCCUACAGGAGCUGCUGCUGUGUCCAGUGUGGAGAAUACAGGAGUACGUGACCCUGCUUCAAGCUCUGUCCUUACACACACAUCUCGGCCACCCUGACCACACACACGUCUCCUCUGCCCUAAACACGCUGCGACUCUACAGAGACUUCAUACAAAAGUUAAAGCGUAAUUCAGAGAGAGACAGACUGAUGGAAGAAACACAGCAGAUGAUCCAAGGCUGUCCGAACCUCAGGGAAGGAAACCGGCAGCUGAUAAUAACUCAGGAUGCUGCUCUGCUCAGGAGUCCUGACGAACAGAUUCCAGACUCUCUCAGGACCUAUGAGCAGGUGUCAGAAGUGGGCCUCUUCCUGUUUAAUGACGCUCUGGUGCUGACACGGCGAACCGUGCAUCACACACCUUUCACGCUGACGCACCAGAGCACACACACUUUCCUGGCGUCUGUGGCCCUCACCAGCCUGGCUGUCAGAGAGAUCACACACACGCGCUAUGUUCGCCACGCCUUCGUCCUGGAUGGUCCUCGCCGUUCGUGGGUCUGUGCCACAGAGAGAGUUGACGAGAGGGAUCACUUCCUGUCUGUGCUGCGUUCAGCCAUCAACGUCGCUCUGACCCCACAUCAGUGACACAAGGAGGUUUGGACACCACACCACCACUGAUUUUACAAAGACCAGGAAAGCCUCAACAGAUAAUAGUUUCAUAUCGGUCAGAUACUUAACAUACUGAUACUGAAAUGCAAACCAUUACAGCGUGAUUGAUGCUGCUCAUUGUGAUUUCUACUCUCUUGCUCUGUGAACCUGGUAUAGCUUGAACUGCUGCAGUGGUUUCGUGUGUUGUAAUAAGUUGUUGUAAGUUGUUGUCACAGUGGAUACUGGACCUUGGUUUGUUUGGUCUUGGACAGUGCUUUGUGGUCCCGUCUUAUCUUUUUGCGUGAAAACACUUGUAAAUACAACUAAGUGGAUUUUGUUAGAAGGUUAGGUUUUCACCCUCUGUGAAAACCUGUCC